Molecule: messenger RNA, 2478 nt
Organism: Eutrema salsugineum
Lineage: Eukaryota; Viridiplantae; Streptophyta; Magnoliopsida; Brassicales; Brassicaceae
Exons: 3
Coding region: 1-2478 (825 amino acids)
Source: RefSeq, a predicted model, not a curated record
AUGUCGAACCGUUCCGACGACUCGUUAGAUCCGCUUUUCCACUACGAGCCGAGCCGUAUAGACGCCGAGGCGACGGGUGCGAUGGAUUCUUCCGAGGCGUCUGCUUCGCCGAGCCGUUCUCACCAUUCAUCUGACGAGGCGUCAAAUGAUGAAAACCCAUCAGAUGUCGGCUCUCCGGAUGGCGAGUCGUCGGUUUCGACGAGCCGUCCCCAGGAUCUCGUUCCUAACAAGGGCAUUAACAGAGCCGCGCUCAAGGCCGAGGAGGAGGCAUUUCCCUUUGAUCUUUUCGAGGCGAAGCUUGAGUUGGAACGCCUCAUGGCGUCUCGAGGUGCUUCCACAUCUGGGCGAGCGCCGAGAGUUAAGAGGCAAAAACCCGACCCGCCUGGGUCUACACUCUGCUCCCUUGAGUCGCUCGAAGCGUUGAGGCAUCGCUUCGGAAUAUCCGAGGCGGUGGAGUUCGUUGUCCCAGAGAAAAGCGACCGCGCCGACAACCCUCCAGAGAAUCAUUUCACUCUGUACGAGGCGUUCUUUGAGCUUUGCUUCCUCUGGUUCCCAAUCCCCGGAGUGAUCCUCGAAUACCUUUGGAAACACGGGAUCUCGAUCGGGCAGAUCAUGCCGAGGGGACUGCGGCAUAUGAUCGGCAUUUUAGUCCGAAGCUUCGAAUGCGGUCUUGACAUUGAGCUGAACCACCUGCUGAACUUGCUGGAAAUCAGGAAGGCUCCGAAAGGAAACAGGUUCUAUAUUUCCAACAAGGCGAAACGACGGAUUAUCGGCGGUUUUCCCAGCAAGGACCAGUCCUGGACUGAACGCUUCUUCUACGUUUUAGUGAACGAGGCGUCGGUCGGCGAGGAUUACGUUUGCCGAGCCAAGACCGCUUGGGGACCACUUGUUCGGUGCUAUCUUCCCCCGAUUCCCGACGAUCUGUUCACCGUUCGAGACUCUCUUUCGGCGAGGAAGGUUAACUGGAGAAAGAAUUUCACCCUCGAGAGAGUAGAGAAGGCGCGAGCCAUUCUUGCAGGAGUUCCCGUCAGCUCUUCAUCCUCCAGUUCCUCCAGAGAUACCCGCGAAAAGAUGGUGAUCUUAACCCUCCGAGAAAGGAAGAGACGCGAACAGGAAGAAGCUGCUAGACGAGCUGCCGAGGCGGCUCGGGCGCUGGCUGAGGUGGUUCCGGCGCAAGCCGAGGUGGUUUCGGCGCAAGCCGAGGCCACCCAUCAAACUGACCCGCCGAACCGGGAUGAAACGACCCGAGCUGCGGAGGGAAAUACAACCGAGGUGGUCGAGAGAGAUGUGGCGCCCGAGGUGGAACAGGGCGAAAUUGUUCCCGAGGCGUCUGGGGGCGAUUCGGCGGUUCGGAACAAAGAGCCUUCGAACUCCGCUAUUCUAGCCCUCCCGAAGUCGACGAGGCCCCCGACUUCCGUCGUGCAGAAACACGACCCGAGCCGAAAACGUUCGGCUGCUGAUAAAGGGAAGGGGGUCGCUGUUGAGAGGGACGAGCCGUCCAAGAAGAGACGGAAGCCGACGCCCGGAGAAUCCGCCGCGCGUAAGUUGGUCGUCGAUGACCCCGACGCCUCCGCCAUAAUGUUCUUGCGUGUAAAUAACGCGAACACGCGUCUUCCUCCUCCGGAGAAGUUGAGGAGGCCGAGGUCCUACGGCGCAAUGGCGCAGCGCGGGACCAAGGAACAUUCCAUUUUGCUUUCCUUUGCUUUCUUUGUCGCGGCCAUUAACGACCUAAUGGCCGAGUACGAGGCGGACCUGUCUAAGGUCGAACGUCGCUUGGCCGAGGCCAAAAUUGAGUCCGCAUCGUCGAAAACGAAGCUGGAAGAGGCUCAGACCGAAACCGCGGCGGUAAAGGGGAAACUGGACGAGGCGACGGCCAGGGCGUCCAGGCUGGAAGAGGAGAAGAUCGUUCUGCGUGCAAACGUAGAUAAAGUCUCCGCCUCGAUCAUUCGCCUUGAGGAGGCGAGGAGAGCCAAAAGUGCCGAGGUGGCGAUGCUGAAGAGGCGUAUCGAGGCCAAGGAUGCCUUGUUUGAUGCUAAGGUCAAGAGGGCGAAAAAGGAGGCGAGGCGAGAGCUUACAGCGAAGUUUCAAGAACGCCUCGCCAAGGUGGAGGAGGGUCUGGUUCGGCUUGAAAAAGCCAAAAAUGACGAGAAUGAUCUGGGACAGAUCAAGGGCAAUCUGGCGAUGAUUGCCGACCUGAAGAAACCAGAUGCCCCGACACUCGACGACGAGGAAGCAAAGCUGAAAAGCUGGGAAAGCGAGUAUGCCGACGAAGAGGCGUACGAGCGCAUUGCUUCCGAGAUUCGGGGCGAGCUGUACUAUUCCCCCGUAUCGCCGGACUCGGUCGACACCACCCUCGGGAACGAGCCGCUCGAAGAGACAGCGGCUAACUUAGGUGUGGUGGACCCGAACGGAUCGAACGCGGGCACGCCAGUCCUCUCGAACCUCUUCGCCGAACGUGAGACGCAGUCCGCGGCCUGA